AUGGCUGACGAUGAGUAUACAUAUGAAGUUAUUGAUAAUGAAAGAGAUGCACGUCUAUGUGCUCAACUUAUUGCUGAACAAUUUACUAAUCGUCAUCCAAUUACCGUCUUCGAUCGUAUAACAACAAACUCAUUUUUUGAUCAAUAUUCUUGGCCUUUGUUAGCUAAUGUACUGGAUGAACGACUAUCAUUUCUUGCACGGCAUCGUUCGUCUGGAGAAAUUAUUGGUGCAGUCGUUGCUGGCGACUUGUAUUUGUUUCAAAAGAAAUAUCCAUAUGAUCUUUCACAUCCUGCAAAAGCUAUUGCAAUUAGUGAUUUAUAUGAUGAACUCAAUGACAUAUUUAUUCGUCGUGAUUUCAAUCAAGAACUAAAACCAAAUAUGGUCUUACAAAUUCCAAUUAUCGCAGUUCGGUCUGAGCAUUCAGGCAACGGUGUAGCAAGUCAAUUGCAUGCCGUUAUGUUCGAUCGAGCACGAGAUACGAAAGGAUUUCAAUAUGCAUUUGUUCGAGCAACAAAUCCUAUUAUACGACAUAUUUAUGUGAACAAGAUGGGUGGAAGAGAAUUGACUCUAGUUGAUCCAACUACGUGGCGAUGGAAGAAAAAAGUCGAUCGAUUAUUAUAUCCGUACAAUGAUUAUAGAGAUGAGUUUAUAGCAAAUAUUCUUAUCAAACUGAUCGCAGAACAAGACAUGUCAACAGUAUAA
This is a messenger RNA of Adineta steineri, 702 nucleotides long. Lineage: Eukaryota; Metazoa; Rotifera; Eurotatoria; Adinetida; Adinetidae. The record is from the annotation of a GenBank genome assembly.